Molecule: messenger RNA, 1544 nt
Organism: Pangasianodon hypophthalmus (striped catfish)
Lineage: Eukaryota; Metazoa; Chordata; Actinopteri; Siluriformes; Pangasiidae
Gene: hpdl
Product: 4-hydroxyphenylpyruvate dioxygenase-like
Exons: 5
Coding region: 32-1348 (438 amino acids)
Biological process (GO): aromatic amino acid metabolic process
Molecular function (GO): 4-hydroxyphenylpyruvate dioxygenase activity
Source: RefSeq, a predicted model, not a curated record
GACACGCCCACUCUGCUUUGCGUCAUCCAACAUGGCGGCAUACUUGAGCCGGUUGCACCACAUCUCACUGCACGUUUCUAACGUGGAUAAACUGGCUCAGGACCUGGUGUCUAAGCUCCAGUUCAGCGUGUUCGCCGCCAGACUGACGGCCGGAGCUCGGCAGCUCGCCUUCCGCAAGGGAGCCGCGGUGUUCGUGCUCACGGAGAGACCGCGCUGCGGCGGAGAGGCGGCGCUGCUGCUGGAGCACCGGAACCGGCGGCUCGCUCAUUCACACGGGGACCAUGUCGGUCCGGGACGCGUCGGUACCGUCCUGUACGACGUGCAGCCGCACUACUCGGUGGAUACCGCGUGCAACGUGUGCUUCCAGGUCGAGGACGUCGAGAGGUCAUCGGAGUCGCUGCGCGCGCGCGGCUGCGACUUGCUCGUGCCGCCGACGCGCGUCCAUGACGACGGCGGUCUCGUGACUUACUCGGUCGUGAAGUCCAUCGUGGGCAACGUCUGCCACACGCUCGUGGAUACGAGUCGGUACCGAGGGCCCUUUCUGCCCGGAUUCUGUGAGGUCGGGACCGGAGCCGAGGCGGAGGAGGACACGCGGUGUCCCGUGACGCAUUUUGAUCACGUCACGUACGCGUGUCCGAGACGCAGCACGGCCGAGGUGAUGCGCUGGUACGAGAGGAACUUCGGCUUCCGGAGGUUCUUCAUCAGCAGGAAGGAGGACGCAGAGGAAGGCUACGUGUUGGAUGAGGACGGAAUCGGUCUGCGUCUGACCGCCAUGGAGUACUGGAAAUGCAGCGAGACGGGAAUCAAGCUCCCUUUUAAAGACAGGAAGGAGCCGGACUGCAAGUUCGUCAUCGCUGAAUCUCUGCCUGAGCAGGGCAGGAAUCAGGUGGACACGUUUCUGGAGCAGCAUGGCGGUCCGGGCAUCCAGCACAUCGGCCUGUUCACGCAGGACAUCGUGUCCACAGCACACACCAUGGCCAACGCCGGCGUUCAGUUCUUCUCUCCUCCUGCGGCCUACUACACCGAGGUGGGGAGGCAGCAGGAGAUCGAGGAGGCGGGGCAUGAUCCGAAAACGCUGAUGCAGCACGGCAUCCUGUUAGACACAGACCUCCGGGUGAAUGGCGAUGAUCCGAGCGCAUGCAGUAAGAGCUACCUGCUGCAGGUGUUCACCAAGCCCAUCUUCUCCGAGGACACAUUCUUCCUGGAGCUGAUCGAGCGCCGUGGAGCCACCGGGUUCGGAGAGGGCAACAUCCGAGCUUUAUGGAGAUCCGUUCAGUCUUACAUGGAGAAGAACGAGGGUGAUCAGGGGCACUCAAAUACUAAAAGCAAGCAAACUGGACAGCACUGAGGUCUGACCAAGUGAACACCUCAUCAGAUUAAUUAAAUAUGUUAAUUUAUGCAGGACAUGCUCUCUAUUUAUAACUCUGGCACUUGACACUCCUGUAAAAAUAACCUGUGUGGUUUUGGUUAAACUCUUGUUUUUGUAAAACUCUAAUAUGUAUUUCAUUUUUGAGAAGUAAAAAUUAAAUUUUCUCCAAGCUGCA